Molecule: messenger RNA, 414 nt
Organism: Linum tenue
Lineage: Eukaryota; Viridiplantae; Streptophyta; Magnoliopsida; Malpighiales; Linaceae
Source: the annotation of a GenBank genome assembly
AUGAGCGUUGAAGUUCUCGACAGCAAUACCAUCGUCAACUUUGUUGGCGACGAGGAGGCCUUCACUGUCUCGGUUCACGAGCUCUUCGUGAACCUCGACAGUGAUCACGAUGGCCAGCUCUCGUAUUCGGAGAUGCUGAAGGAGCUGCAAAGUUUGAGGGUCUUCGAGACCCAUUUUGGCAUCGACGAGAGUAUGAGCCCCAGCGAGCUGGCUAGUGAGUACGAGUCUCUGUUCACAAAGUUCGAUCAUGACUCGAAUGGGAAGGUGGAUCUCGAGGAGUUCAAGGCCGAGACGAGGCAGAUGAUGCUGGCAAUGGCGAGCGGGAUGGGGUUCUUGCCGGUUCAGAUGGUGCUUGAAGAGGACAGCCUAUUGAAGAAAGCGGUGGAGUGGGAGACUGCUAUGCUUGCUGCUUAA